This is a messenger RNA of Ostertagia ostertagi, 726 nucleotides long. NCBI's taxonomy places the organism in Eukaryota, Metazoa, Nematoda, Chromadorea, Rhabditida, Trichostrongylidae. The record is from the annotation of a GenBank genome assembly.
AUGUUCCUAAUAACCUUGGUCGCUCUAUUCUUCGGUAACACACCAGCGAGCGAUUGUCUGAGUCCGACUCCUCCGCCAACUCGUCUUCUAUCUCUUGCUAGCGUCACUUCGGUAUGCGGUCAAUUGCUCAUCAUGGCUAUAACUCAGUUCUACGUCUUUGUAUCAACAACAUGGCAGCCAUGGUUCAUCCCGUAUUCUGUACCAGUCGGUGAUGAAGCAGAGGAUAAGAGGAGCAUGCAGGGUACUGCACUAUUCUGCACCACUACGCUCCAGUACAUUACACUGGCUCUUAUCAACAGCAAAGGAGAACCUUAUCGAAAACCAAUAUUUUUUAAUAUACCCUUGUGUAUCACAUUACUUGUUGUGACAGUGGUAUCUCUUUACAUAACCCUGUGGCCGCCUGGUUUCAUCAUCAGCUUCCUGGAGUACGAUCCGAUACCGUAUUUCGAGAAUCGACUCCUCUUGGUCUUCAUCGCUCUCAUUUGUGCCGUAAUAUCAUAUCUCUUCCAGUAUGGUGUGGUUGAGUUCUUGAUACUGGAGCUCCGAGAAAAAUGGCUUAGACAUCGACGCAUCAAGGAUCCGCAAGCAAAUCAUGAGAAGUUCGAACGUCUACUAUUUGAUAUCGGACAAGAGCCUGCAUGGCUGCGUGCCUACACUCGAUCACAGCAAAAGCAGAACGGGAAGGAGCGAGCAACGCUUCCACAAGAUCAAACAACAAGGGUCUAG